Gavialis gangeticus (Gharial) is the source of this 2093-nucleotide messenger RNA. RefSeq names its product motilin receptor (gene MLNR). The transcript has 2 exons. The record is from RefSeq and is a predicted model, not a curated record. Gene Ontology annotation, cellular component: plasma membrane. The coding region runs from base 1 to 1086 and encodes 361 amino acids. NCBI's taxonomy places the organism in Eukaryota, Metazoa, Chordata, Crocodylia, Gavialidae. Gene Ontology annotation, molecular function: G protein-coupled peptide receptor activity. Gene Ontology annotation, biological process: G protein-coupled receptor signaling pathway.
AUGGGCAGCGGGAACGGCAGCGGCGCUGUGGCUGCGGGGGAGCCGUGGGCUGUGCCGCCGUGCGACGAGCGCGUGUGCUCGGCGCUGCCGCUGCGGGCGCUGGUGCCGGUGACGGCCGUGUGCGCGGCGCUGUUCUUCGUGGGCGCAGCGGGCAACGCGCUGACCGUGCUGGUGGUGCGGGCCGAGCGCGGCGGGCGCAGCACCACCAGCCUCUACGUCGGCAGCAUGGCCGUGUCCGACCUGAUGCUGCUGCUGGGGCUGCCGCUCGACCUGUACCGCCUGUGGCGCUCGCGGCCCUGGAUCUUCGGCGCGCUGCUCUGCCGCCUGUCGCACUUCGUGGCCGAGGGCUGCACGUACUGCACGGCGCUGCACAUCGCGGCGCUCACGGCCGAGCGCUACCUGGCCGUCUGCUUCCCGCUCAAGGCCAAGGUGGUGGCCACCAAGCGCCGCGCCAAGGCCGUCAUUGCCGCCCUCUGGGCCGUGGCGCUGCUCUCGGCCGCGCCCUUCCUCUUCCUUGUGGGGCUGGAGCCGCCGGCCGCCGGCAACCUGAGCGACCUGGGCCGCGAGUGCAAGCCCACGGCGGCGGCCCAGGAGUCCGGCCUGCUGGGCGCCAUGUUCUGGGUCACCACCGCCUACUUCGUGCUGCCCGUCGUAUGCCUGCACGUGCUCUACGGCUUCGUGGGCCGCCGCCUCUGGAGCAGCGAGAUGCAGACCCGCGGGCCCCGCGCCGCUGCACGCCAGCGCGGACAGCGCCACACCGUGCGCCUCCUGGCUGUGGUGGUUCUGGCAUUUGUAAUUUGCUGGUUGCCAUUCCAUAUUGGCAGGAUCAUAUUUAUAAACACUCAGGAUACCAAGAUGAUGUUUUUCUCCCAGUACUUCAAUAUAUUUGCUUUUCAGCUCUUCUAUCUGAGUGCAUCCAUCAACCCUAUCCUCUAUAACCUCGUUUCAAAAAAGUACAGGGCAGCAGCCUACAAACUAUUGCUGCCACACAGAUCUGGACAAAGUGCUUUUACCGUUACGAGAGAUACUGGAGGCUGCACAGAGACCAGUGCCAGCAUCAGAAAUGAAUACAUAACCACUUUCUGAGACUGGUCUGCUGAUUUCACCGAGGCACUUUUCAGGAUACUUUCUGUAAGUGAAGGGCAGUUCAUUUUAGCAUUGCAGUUAUAAAAGGAUGGGCAUUUAUUGUUACUUAUGAAUUUUAUUCUCAAGUGGUAUUUUUCCUUAAUAUUUGUUUUUUGUGUUAACACAGAAAGUUAGCAAUAUCAAGAGUAACAUGCAACUAAUGCAAAGCAAAAGUUGUCAUUAUUACACCUGUUGUCGUUAUUACGCCUCAGUUGUCAUAUGUAGCUACGUACAAUUUUAAGGACUCAAAGCUAUGGUGCCAAAUAGGGAAGCUAUGUUGUUCAGUAACUGAGAGAUUCCAAGAGCUUUUACCCUUUUAAAACUUAUUUCUCACGAACAAAAUAAAUAUGCAGGGGCAAGGAUCCAUCACCAUGAAUGUCCUUGCAGAAAUGGCCAAAUCCUGCAAACAGGAGUAAUUGGUCCUGUGAAUAAUAUUAGUGUAUUCUCCCCAGUUAAGAGCUACUCCUGUGCACACCUGUUUGUAUAGAUCCCAAGGCCCAGGAGAUCUCUAUACAUGAACCAGUGCACUAUGUCUUAAAUGAUUUUUAAAUCCCAACAUUGUUGAUUAUCUCCUUACUAAAUAAAUUGAAAGAAUUAGCUCAAUUUAAGUUAACUUGCUAACUAUAACUGAGCCUACAAGUUCUAAAAACAAAUUAGUUGGGAAGAGCAACUUGAAAAUAAGUUAUUAUUACUUCCAAAGACUCACAAUAUGUUGCCUAUGCACAAAGAAACUUGACUACACUAAUGGAAAUCAGGAACAGUUCCAUAGUAACUAAGGGCACCUAUACAUGAGUGGAAAGGCUGCUCCAACUCACUGGAAUUCCAGCACAUCAGAGCAGACUCAAUUAAUCGAGUCUGCUGGAGUGUGGCAAUUGCCGCACUCCAACAGCCUCCCGCAUCUUGUGGAUCAGCAUCCCCAUGCUUAAAAAUGGUGAUGGAGCGUUUGAACUAAAGUUCGUUGAACGUUG